AUGUACGAAUACCAAUAGUUAGAAUACAAUAGAGUAGCCUAUGAGCGAAUGGAAAGAUUUAUUUACUAUAGCUUAAAAAUAAGUACUUUUCUUUAGUUAUGGAAUUCAUAUAAUAUCAUAGAAUAAUUUUUUGAUGAUAGUUUAUUUCUAUCAAUAUUAUGCUUGGCAGUAUUCUACCUUUCAAGAAAAGUUUUAUUAAUAUAUUACUGUAAAAUAAAUGAUAAGUAUGCACAAAAAGAUAAAAUUAAAGUUAUUUUAUAUUUGAUUUUUUCUUUAGAAGAGUUAGCGUUUCGUAUAAAAUAAAAAGAGCUAAAAAGAAUUGUAAGGAUUCAUUAUUUGAGUAAGGAUGAUCUUCUAUCAAAUAAAUUUGUAAUCAACUACUUUAUGGCUUUAGUUUAGAUAGUUUUUGUCCUUAAUUUGCCUGAAAUAUAAAAUUUAAUAACAAUUUUACAGCUACUACUUCCUCUACUUUUUAGUGCUUUAAUUAUAUGCGAAAUUUAAACAAAUAACUUGUAUGCUUUCAAAAAUGAAAAUGGACUUUUUUGGAAUUAUUAUUUUAAUGCCAAAAUGACUAAGUAAUUCUUAUAUCGGUGGAUUAGUUAAUUAUUCAUGAUAAUUUGCUGUUGUAUAUGCUCUUAAAUCUAAAAUAUUUUUAAAUAUUAUAUAAUAAUAACUAUUUUUUUAGUUAUUUUAACAAUGAUACAUCAAAUAUAAUACCUAAAAAGGAUAUCUGAUAUCGACACAGCAAUAAUAUCAUAAAAAUUAUUUAUAAUUACUUUGAUCUCAUUUAGUCAUAUAUCUAUAGAACCUAGAGAAGUGAGUGAUGAAUACUACAAAAAGAAAGAGCUAAUUUAAAUUAAGUGCUGUAAUGCAUUCAUAGUUACACUUCUUACUUAAAAAUUAUACAUCUAUUAUCAUUUGUUAAUUAUAGCACCUAACGAAAAUAUCUUUGGUUUUGGUAACUAUCUUUGGAUUUAUUAAUUGCUAAUUAUACUAGACUUGUUUCUUUAAACAAAGUUGCUUAUGAAGUAUAUUGUAAUUCCAUAGUUCAAUGGACCAGAAUAUUUUGAAAUAUAUGAUAUUAGCAAUUCAUAUUACUUAACAGAAAAUAAACACAAAUUUAAGAAUUUGAGAUUCAUCAAGGUCAAAUGUGAAAGAGAUAUCUCUCUAAAGCUUAUUUUAUCUUCUUUUUGUAAUUGUGAAAUUAUCAGAGUUGGAUAUCGUGAUGAUGAUAAUAUUAGGAAAUUCAUAGAAUCAACACAAUAUUAGGAAGUUUUAUUUUUAAAUAGUAUAGAUAUCAAAGAAUUUGAAGAAGUUAUUGCAGCUAAUUCGAUUAAUUGUAAUAUCCUAAAAAUUAAAUUUGACUACGAAAUGAGAUUUUAAGAUUUGCUAUAAUUUUCCAAAAUUUUAGUUAAGUAUGAUGCAUUCGUUCUUAUAAUUAAUUCAAAAAUGUUAAAUAAAUAUAAUUUUAUUUAUUCAGAUAAGUUUUAUGAAUUAUAACAUAAUCUAAUAUAUAUUCAAGUGUAAUCAACAAUAUGUAGAAAAGUCUUUUACUAGAAAUAUUUGAUGGAGUUUAUACCUCUAAAUCCAGCCAUAGUUCUCUACGACUUGUAUGAUUGA
Molecule: messenger RNA, 1620 nt
Organism: Tetrahymena thermophila SB210
Lineage: Eukaryota; Ciliophora; Oligohymenophorea; Hymenostomatida; Tetrahymenidae
Product: transmembrane protein, putative
Exons: 2
Source: RefSeq, a predicted model, not a curated record